CUUCAAUUCGACACCGUGGGCACGACGGCGCAAUGCUGCGGUUGUUCUCGCGAUCCUUGCCGAUGCGGCGGCCGUCCUUCCUUCGCAAGCACAUGUCUUCUGCGUACACUCACGUAAGCGACAUGCCUGUCACGUCCCUUGCGAUCUCAAAGCCAACCAUGCGCGCGUUGACCGAAGUCAUGGGGUACAGCUUCCUCACCAAGGUGCAAGCGACUACGUUGCCUGUGAUUUUGGAAGGCAAGGACGUUCUUGCAAAGUCCAAAACGGGUACGGGCAAGACGAUGGCCUUCCUGAUCCCGACAAUCGAGACACUCGUGCACACGCAUCUCCACAAGAAGCAGAAGAACAAUAUCUCGGCCCUUAUUCUGUCGCCUUCCCGCGAGCUUGCGACUCAGAUUGAAGUCGAGGCCAAAAAGCUGUCGACGUUCCAUCCAAUCCACAUCGCAUGUAUCGUAGGCGGUGUGCCCAUGAGCAAGGACUUGCACCGCCUGCACCACCCCGACGGCAUCGAUCUCUUGGUGGCAACCCCUGGACGUCUGCAGGACCACCUAAACAGCGACAACGGCGAUUUGGUCAGACGUCUCGCGGGCAUUCGCAUUCUUGUGCUUGACGAAGCCGAUCGUCUCUUGGACAUGGGGUUUCGUCGCGACAUUGAAAAGCUUCUUCAAUUUCUCCCCGUGUCCAGGCGCCAGACCUUGCUAUUUUCUGCAACUCUUCCGACGUCGCUGGACCAGAUUCAGAAACUUGCACUCAAGACGAACCACGUCUUCAUUGACACGGUUGGUGACGACGAGGACCAAACACACGUGCACGUGAAGCAGAGCGUCGUGACAUGUCAAUUCAAGGAUCACAUCGCCGCCCUGGACAAACUUCUGGAUGCGCACAUUCAGAGCUCUCCCGAUGGGUACAAGAUCAUCGUGUUCUUCCCGACGGCGCGCGCGGCGGGAUUCAUGGCGCAGCUGUUUCUGCAUGCGGGGUACCCUGUCCUCGAAAUGCAUUCACGCAAGUCCCAAUCGCAUCGCACGAAGACUGCGGCCAACUUCCGCGCCAGAGACAAUCAAAUCCUGUUCUCGUCGGACGUUUCGGCCCGCGGUGUCGACUACCCCGGCGUGACGUUGGUUAUCCAAGUCGGUCUCACGGAGAAAGAGCAGUACAUCCAUCGACUGGGACGUACGGGGCGAGCAGGCAAAGACGGUGAAGGCGUCUUGUUGCUGUCGCCGUUUGAAACGCCGUUCUUGAACGAGCUCAACGACAUGCAGCUUGUCGAGACGACUGUGCCAAGAGGCAAGGCACCCCGAGUGGAAAACUCCAUGCGCCGUGUCCAGUCCAAUGCGGACCUGCGCAAAGCUGCAGAACAAGCGUAUCAAGCGUGGUUGGGCUACUACAACUCGAACUUGAGACGGUUGAACAUGAACAAGGAGCAGCUUGUAGACAUGGCCGAAGAGUACAGUCGCAUCGUCGGACUCAAAGAAGUACCGGCCCUGCAGAAGAGCAUCAUUUCCAAGAUGGGGUUGAAGGGCACUGGGCUCCGGGUCGCCGCCACAAGUGGCGGAGGUAGUGGUCACAGCGGAGGCCGAGGCGGCGGAUUCAGCGGAGGCCGAGGCGGCGGCAGUGUUAACAGUGGCGCUCGUGGUGGUGGAAGCAGCCGAACCCACCUGCAAUCAUAGUGCGUACACCAGUUGUGUCCGAAGCAUCCUCGUUAAUUUCCUGGUGAAUAUUGACGUACGACAAAUGGUGAAUUCUGCAA
Molecule: messenger RNA, 1747 nt
Organism: Aphanomyces invadans
Lineage: Eukaryota; Oomycota; Saprolegniomycetes; Saprolegniales; Verrucalvaceae
Exons: 2
Coding region: 33-1667 (544 amino acids)
Cellular component (GO): mitochondrion
Molecular function (GO): nucleic acid binding; ATP binding
Source: RefSeq, a predicted model, not a curated record